AUGGCGGCUGCAGAUUUCCAUGUUGGACUGACAAGUCCCGACGCCGAGUCUCUACGUUCGUUUACGGAGACGUUACCGGAUGAGUAUCACGAAUGGGUCUCUGAAUCUGGGAGGUCUUCACGAAACGAUCAAAUCCUUGACGAUUUCCCUCAUCCGCCUAGUCGGCCUCAAAAUCUCGACGCCAUUGACGAGGAGAAAGUAUAUCCCACUCCCAGGUCGUCUAUCAAGAAUAUGAGACGGACUGUGACAACAAAUGAUAUCAACCUGGGCAUGGGUAUAACAAAUGACCUCCCCCUGCUCCAGCAAACCAAUCCCUACGAGGAUGCAGAGGAGUUUCACCCUGUCAAUGAGGAAGGCGCAUCAUAUGACUUGAUUGCGCCUUUCGAGGGCGACGAGGCACCACUCCACAAGUUGGAGCGGGUCUCCGACGUCAUGUUCGGCACCGAGCAUAUGUUACAUAUUCUCAAUAACCCGCGCUACCUAGCUCGGUUUCGCGAAUACCUUCUGGAAGAGCGGCCACGCUCAAUCUCUACGCUCACCUAUUACCUCAAUGCCACCAAAGCCCUGAAGGCAAUCCAAUUUGCGAAUGCGCUGGUACGCUUAUCGGUUGACGUCCCGCCUGCCGCUAUUCAGAAUGUUCAAGAUGACAGCGAUGCUGUCGGGAUCACCGCCAACAAAGCUUUGGAGCAAAGAGUCGAGGAUGGUCUGCGCGCUUUAACAGCCGAAGAACUUCCUGCAUUUAUCACGGCUAGGUGUAUCACCAUCACCAGCAAGAUUGUCGAGGAACGUGUGCGUGGUACACUGCCGAUGAAGUUUCGGGAUACCUCAAACGCAUUGGCAGAAGUCUUUUGCUUAACGGAUCCGACACGGCCUGAUAAUCCUAUCAUUUUUGCCUCUGAGGAAUUCCAUAGAACAACACAAUAUGGCAUGGACUAUGUGCUCGGGCGCAACUGUCGAUUUUUACAAGGGCCAAAGACAAACCCGAACAGUGUUCGGCGUAUUCGAGAGGCAAUCAAAGAGUGCCGUCAUCACUCGGAGCUUUUCCUCAACUAUCGCCGUGAUGGUUCGCCAUUCAUGAACCUUCUUCAAUGCUCCCCUCUCUGCGACAGUCAAGGUCGCGUCAAGUACUUCAUCGGCGCGCAAAUCGAUGUGUCGGGAUUAGCACUAGACGGCGCACAGAUGGAAUCCUUGAUUGAGCUGCAAUCCAGAUACCGCGAUCCCGACGAGGAAAGUGUGGCAGAGAUGCCUGAGCCCAAACACAAAGACGAGUUCCAGGAAUUAUGCGAGCUCUUUAGUCCUCGCGAACUGAAUUCUGUUCAUGAGCACGGUGGCGAUCUCUUCCAGCCAUCGAACAACCGGGCAACGAUGAGGGGCCAUCGGACGUGGAUGAAACGCGGAGGCUCCAUCGGUAGCGACUCCUUGGAGAGCGAGACUGAAGCGAUUCGCCUGCGAGAUAUGAAGUCGCCAUUACUUCGUGGAGCUCUUUCUGGUGUGUAUGAGAACUAUUUGCUUGUUCGGCCAUAUCCGUCCCUCCGCGUCCUCUUUACCUCCCCAUCUCUCCAGAUUCCUGGCAUGCUUCAGUCAUCUUUUCUUUCUCGUAUCGGUAGCUCUGCUAGUGUCAAGGACGAACUUGUGGAGGCAAUGAUGCAGGGGCGCAGUGUCACAGCACGAAUCAAAUGGGUCACUCGGUUUAACACCGAGGGUCGCAACCGCUGGGUUCAUUGCACGCCUCUGAUCGCCAGUAAUGGUCAAGUAGGAGUCUGGAUGGUGGUUAUUGUGGACGAUGACGAAGAAACACUAAUUAAUUGGAGGAACUAA
Molecule: messenger RNA, 1818 nt
Organism: Penicillium pulvis
Lineage: Eukaryota; Fungi; Ascomycota; Eurotiomycetes; Eurotiales; Aspergillaceae
Exons: 3
Coding region: 1-1818 (605 amino acids)
Cellular component (GO): nucleus
Source: RefSeq, a predicted model, not a curated record